UGAAGAUUUUCCAACAUUGGAAAGAAAUCCGCGGGUCCGCUGUGAAGUUUUUGAGUUAACGACGGUCAUGGAACGAAUUCAACGUGUAUCCGGAGGCAGCGCUGUACCGUACGCGUGAAUGGAUUGAUGAUCGAUAUCAAGGCUCGAAGAGUCGACUUUUCUAGCUCGAGGUGGACCGAUCGCUAAUGUCGUGUUAUUGCCAUCUCGUCGUCGAAUUUUAGAAAUCGCCCGUCUGCCGCGAUGGCAAAUCCGCCGGAGCGCAGCGCUCCGUGAGCUUUCGAGGCGAUGCGGUCAAGCGCGAUACGUCUCCGCGGGUGCCGAAGUACGGGAAACGAGUGUGCGCUUGUUCCCGAAUCACGAACUAUCCAGGUCGGCCGUAGAACAAUCCCUCUUUCGUCAUCGCGGCGUUGCUCGCCGGUCCGCAUGUCGUCGGAAGGCGAGGAAAGAAGGAGACUCCUCUCGGCCCCCCCCCUCACCGCCCGGAUGGCGUUGCGGCCACUGAGGCGUGUGUGUUGUGUGUUGUGGUUUCCUGUCAAGCUGUGAACAAGAAACUCACUUUUACACGCUGACAUUAAAAGCCACACGCUAGAAAAACACUGACUUUUAUUUUUAGACCGGCUGCGAGUGUGUGUGUGUGUGUGUGUGUGUGUGCUGUCCAGCUGUUGUUGGCGCGACGUCUUAAUUAUGAGCAAGCGGCGGCGUGCAGACGGGGAUUUUCGUUGUCCCCCCAAAACCACCAGCGGUCCUGCCAGAACCUCACGACACGCCCACCUCGCACAUGUGCCGCUUUCUUCUUUGUCGUCUUGUUGUUGUUAAAUUGUCACUUUUGAACCACGGCAACAAUUAGGGUCCGGAUGAGCAACGCAUGCUAACCCUUCCGCUGGCUACAAGGCUAUGCUAGCAUUGACACUCUAAGAUAGCUUUCGCAUUCAACUUCUCAUGUGACAGAAUUCUACUUCCUGUUUAGCAGUCUUGAACUUCCUGUUUGGCAUUGCGGUGAGCAGCAGCGGGGUGAUUUGAUGUUUGCGUUGUCGUGGAAACGAGUGCAGAAACUAUUUUUAACAGCGUGGAAAACAAUUUGUCGCGUCUGGUAUUAGCACGCUACGGUAGCAUUCUUACAUUGGCCUGACAAGAAUCGUAAAGCCGCACGAGCCCCGCCCCCUUACUCUGCUGUUUCAUUGGCUCAUUUGACGACGGCCGACCGCCUCAUCCGUUCGUUUUCCUUUUUUGAAUCCCUCUUUCAAAUGUUUCGAUGGGUUUUGAUGCCGCUCGCAACUUCCCGUUUACAUUCGCCACUUAGCCGCAGUUAGCUUAGCGACCACCUAUGAGCACACAUGGCUCAUGCGUGCGUGCGUGUGUGUGUGUGUGUGUGUGUACUCACCUCUUUUUUUUUUUCCGUCUGUCUGUGUGAACGCACGAACACGCUCGCAGAUUCUGCAUGCCUACCUUAUUCUACCCAAUUUAUACUCGACUGUGUUUUUUGUACCGUACUUUCUGGUAAUUAGCCGUAAGUGCCGGACUUCACCAUAUUGGAUUGUGUCGGUUGUACUUUCAUGGACUCGGUCGGUCGUAGGUUUCGCUCUCUUUCCAAAGAAAGAGAGCUCCCGACUCAUCGGGACGCGCAAGCAGCGGCGGCGGCGUUGAGCCAGCGCCAUGUUUGUCGAGCGCGAAGGUCAGCAGAAGACGCGAAGGCCAUUUGCCAUCACGACGACACAAGCGCGGUUUCAUCCGCCCGAAGCUCAAGGUCGACCUCGUCCUCGUCCGCCGUCUGAUACUCGCCGGACUUUCCGCGCCACGCGUCACAAACGAGCUUUUUGAGGCCGCCGUGACGUCUGCACGUGAAAUUAUUCAGCGCGUGAAUGAGGCCAGUGUGCAGGAGAACCGGGGGGGGGCGUGACAUCGCCACGGCCACAAACUCACACCUGGUCAUGCUAAUGCUAAUGCUAAGUGUGGGCGGGCCUGAAACAAGCGGAGGCGAGGCAAGAAGUUCAAGUCGCAAACACGCCAGUCACAUGUUGGAUUGACGGCACCCGCCGUCACCCUUUGGUGCUCCGCGGUGAGUUCGUCCGCUGCCCUCUAUUGGAGAGAAGGCGCGGGCGUAACCUUGCGCGACUUCUUGGGUGACGGGAAUGUGACGCCAUAAGAGUGUUUGCGGAGCGCGGGAAGUCACAAUGUCCUCCCGCGUUCCACGUCGCCCGUGUCAAUGUUGACCCAAAUUGUCGCGGGGGUCGACGGCGGGGCAAAACCCAAACGCGACGAUCGUUGGAAUCGCCCGGGAAGCACGCCCGCUUCGUUUGGACUCGAGUCACGAGAAGUCGACGUCGGCCGCUCGCGCUUUCGUUUGCGGUCCAAAGAGCAAAAAAAAAAACAAGCCUACUCGCUUGGCGCCGCGCGCACGCACCCCGAGAAACGCGACACCCGGCCUGCGCCAACCUCCUUCGCACCGACGGGUGCGCGUGCAUGCGGACGUGCGGGGGGGACACGCGCGCACGCUCAUUAUUUAAUUCACAGGCUCUCACACGCAAAAUCCUACUCGCGCACACACGUCUCUCACAUGCACACGCACACAUAAUCGGACUCACACACUCCCAAAAACAUUCACACACUUAUUACCACACACACGCCUGUCACACAAUCAUACACAACACAAACACACACACACACACACACACUAGCCGCAGAGCGCCAAGACGCUCUGCGGCCUUGAGAAGUUUCCACAGUUCUGGAAGCCGUCGGCGAGGCUGCGGCGCGCGGAUCCUUUGAGCGUCUCCCUGGCGAACCGCAACACUUCGCUUGUUAGCGCUCCGCGACUCUUAGCAUAUUAGCGUGCCACACGCUCGUUAGCCAGCGAUCGGCGCGUCGCGACGACCUCGAUUGACGCGGCGGACGAGGAAGACGUCGUUUGCGCGUGUACUCUGUGUGACCUUCCGGAAUAUUCCAGGCCACAAGCGGCUUCCGAUGUCCCAGUGCGGAGUCGUCGGCGACCGGGAGGCUUUCCCGCCUCGUUCGCUCGACUCCGUUCACGGAAGUCGGCGUCGUCUCCUGCCAAACCGAAGCGCUCCGGCGCGUCUUCGCCGCGACUCCCUUUCUCGCGAUUCCCCGUCCUUCCGUCCGGCGGUGACGUCACGCGUUAGCGAGCUAGCCGGCACGCACGAGCCCGAUUGCGUGCGUUUGCGACCGCGGCGCCGUGAUAACGCUGACUCGGCGGGAGGACGCCAUCUUAGUGGCGCGAGCGUGUGUGUGUACUGUACGCGUGUGUGCUGAUGAAGCGGCAAGAAGGGUUCUUUUUCCACGCUGCUAAAAAUAGAUCCUUCAAAGAGCAGACCGGUCGGAUUAAGCGUCUGCGCUCGUUUCCGUGACGACGCAAACACAUCAAAUCUCCUCCAUGCGGCUCGCCGCAACGCUGAACAGGAAAUCGAAGUCCGGGAAACGGGAAGUUCGACUCUGUCGCGCGGGAAGUUGAUCGGAAGCGAAGCGCGGCAUGUAAACAUCGAGUGCGUUUGAUGGCGGCUUGGAGGAAGAUGCAAAUGGUGAUUUCCUUGAGGAGGGCGAUACGAUACGGCGGGCGCCGGGGGCGGGAUGUCCGUCGGCGCAGCUUGAGUGGUUCGCUCGUCGGCGGACGUUCACAUCGCAUCGCCGUUAAUAAGCAACGUUAGCGGCGUGAGCGUCGGGUUUGUGUUGGGGAGUGACAAAGUCGACGCUGCCGGACGAGCGCAUGGCGGUCGGCGACCCUUCGCGUCGCUUCGGAAAGGUUUAUUGUUUGGGAAGAGCAAAGAUGCGCUUCAUUCCCAAAUAACCAGCGAUGUUUUUCACACGCUCUUUUUCAGGGAACCGAGAAAAGUCGUCGAAUGUCGUGAAGAUGUCGUGCUCGGGCAACGGGUCAGCCCUGUGUGCGUGUGCGUGUGCGCGUGCGUGUGUGUGUGUCCCGUCCGGUUCGGCGGUCUCUGAACAAGUUGACGCCGACUUUGAGCACGCGGAACGUCAGCGAUGACGCGUCCGUCCUCAUCGGCAGGAGGUCGGGUCGGCGUGGCAACGUCUGCGACACGGCCCGCCCUCCCCUCCGCCAGGGCCCGCCCCUCGAGGCCGGCCGGCCGUCUCCCGCUGAUCCGCGCUCGCCGCAUUCCCGCAACAUCUGGAAACGCGCGUGCAGCGCUCCUCGGCUUGACACGCAACGACAAGAAGAACAUCAUCCUCAUCAUCCUCCUCAUCCUCAUCUUCUUCUUCUUGGAUCCGCUCCCUGACUUUCCUCCUCGGAACAUUUUUGUUUCUAAUUGUGCCAAACAAGCGCGGAACGCAAGUUUCCCACGGAGAGCUCGGCUCCCUCGCAGGCGCUCUCGUCGGCCGAAGCGCCUCGAUCUCCCGCGGUGACGAUGUCGCGCGGCGUCCGCGGCUUCUUCCUGGCUUUCUUCCUGCUCUGCUCGCCCGCCGCCGACUGGGCCGGACCCGCGGACGGGCCGCCCGCCGCGGACCGCGCGGGUGCCAGAAUGAGACGCUCGGUGACGCACGCCCAGCUGAUGCACGACAAAGGCCGCACGCUGCAGGACUUCAAGCGCCGCGUGUGGCUGCAGGAACUCCUGGACGAGGUCCACACGGCCGAGAUCCGACAGCUCCCGCUCGGGACCCCCCCGGCGCCCGCGGGUGACCGCUUCCCGCCGCUCUCCAAACGACCGGCGAUAGGCAAGAACUUUGCGCCCCAGCGGGAGGCCGCCGAGCCGCCGCAGGAAACCGACAAGACGCUCGGGGACGGAAAGCGCCGCAAGAAAGGCCGCUCGGGAAAGAGGAAGGACGGCGGCGAGAGGAAGAGGAGGCCCCGCUCGGCGGCGGGGCGCUGAACGCGGGAGCCCGCGGAGAGCAAAGGAAACUCCUGAACAGUCGUCUUCCUGUUUGGAAAGAAAAGAAAAGAUCGAUAUUUAUUGUGUAAAUAGAAACCGAUAGAGUAGAACAUGACAUGAAAAAGACGUUGUUUUUUUCAUUCCAACAUGUGUUGUAAUUUAUUUGGGUUGAAUGUUGUAUUUAUUGGAUUAGUUUUUUCUACCAUCAAGCACUUUACACCAACGAACAAGAACACUUUUUGUUUUGUUUUUGUGUCCUGAACUAAAAGGCCACCUUCUGUCAAUGACGCCCUCUGGUGGCUGCUGUUGGCUAUUGCACUGACAUUAAACAUUUGACACAA
This is a messenger RNA of Phyllopteryx taeniolatus (common seadragon), 5173 nucleotides long. RefSeq names its product parathyroid hormone-like hormone a (gene pthlha). Gene Ontology annotation, molecular function: peptide hormone receptor binding; hormone activity. The coding region runs from base 4371 to 4832 and encodes 153 amino acids. The transcript has 3 exons. Gene Ontology annotation, biological process: osteoblast development; regulation of chondrocyte differentiation; adenylate cyclase-activating G protein-coupled receptor signaling pathway. Lineage: Eukaryota; Metazoa; Chordata; Actinopteri; Syngnathiformes; Syngnathidae. The record is from RefSeq and is a predicted model, not a curated record. Gene Ontology annotation, cellular component: extracellular region.